GCGCAAGUCUUCGUACCGUCGCUUCACAUUUGAGUUUUCUUGGGUUGACUGAACGCUACUCCUAUUCAAAGCCAUCAUCAACUGCAACUGGUCAGGAAACAACCAAUGGAAUGAUUGUUAACACACAAUAUCAUCCAAAGCCUGGUCGAACUCGGUCGUCACCACCACCAGCAGCAACAGCUAGUGGUAGCAGAAGUUUACCAUCAGCAACAGCUAGUGGUAGCAGAAGUUUACCAUCAGCAACAGCUAGCGGUAUUGAAUAUGCGUUAUUACUCCAGCAACCUCUUAGUUUAUUAGGAUUAGAGCGUUUAUGA
Messenger RNA from Ambispora gerdemannii, 314 nucleotides. NCBI's taxonomy places the organism in Eukaryota, Fungi, Glomeromycota, Glomeromycetes, Archaeosporales, Ambisporaceae. The record is from the annotation of a GenBank genome assembly.